AUGGCGAACAACACAGGCAGCCCCACAACUGAGGCCUACCUUGCAGCCUCGCAGAUGCGGCUAAACCUCGUCUUCGAGGGAUUCUGGGCAAAACUGGCAGCAAGGCAAAUGGAUGACCCAGCCCGCACAGACCCGCUAAACGCCAUCAUGCAACCAGAAGGAAAAGCAGCGCACCCACAAUAUGCAGCGACCUCUGCAAAAACGUACACCUACCCCCCAUGGAGGCCUGGAACACACACCAAAUGGCAAGUGGCAGCGGGAAGCAAAAUCAGGGCCCAAGCAAACGGGACUCGGACAUCCACAACUCCACAAGAUGGCGGAUCCCUGAGCUGGGAUGCCAUGUGGCACACAGCCGCAGCACGGCCCCACACUCCUGCAAAGAGUAUGUACCUGCAUAAAGCCAACCGGCCACAGAGCAACCAACAACCUCCUCACGGACUGGGCAUAGGAUGA
This is a messenger RNA of Pelobates cultripes (western spadefoot toad), 453 nucleotides long. The record is from the annotation of a GenBank genome assembly. Lineage: Eukaryota; Metazoa; Chordata; Amphibia; Anura; Pelobatidae.